CUUAGCACGUUGAUCUAUAUGUCUCACAAUUACAAUCUACGUUAUGUGAUUACAUCAACUUUCUAAACACAGCAGCAGGUUCAGGAUAAAAGUGUCAGCAUGUUUGGGAAAAAUGUUCGGUUUUAUCUUUUGAUGCAAGUUUUAUGUUGUACCUCGAUGCUCGUAUCAGCGACAAACACUUUUCAAGUCGUGAACCAGAAAAAUACUUUCCGAGCAGCGCAAGCUCACUGUAGAAGCAUCCAAAUGCAUUUGGCUUCAAUUCACUCUGCUGUGGAGGAAUCAUAUAUCGUUACGUUGGUUGGGAAUACGACGACAGCCACGUAUUGGAUAGGUAUGGUCCAGAUAUUCGGGCAACAAAUGUGGUUGGAUGGAACCGCAAGAGGUUACACCAACUUCGCUUCAGUAACCCACGAUUUAUUUUUCUACGAUUAUUAUUGCAUUCAACUGAGUGUUAACAACGGUGUGUCUCAAUGGCAUCAACAAGAAUGUGGGAUGGAGGAAUUCUUUAUUUGUAGAAAAGAAGUCCCUCCCGACACUACAACCCCACAGAAUAUAAACACCGGGGAAACAACAGCGACAACAAUGUAUUUUUCCACAACUGAAGUAACAGACACAACAACAACAGCUUAUACAAACGCAAACAUACAAAGCACAGGAGUUACGACAACACAAGAAGUUACAACGAACGCGACGAGAAACGUAAACGGCAUUGUAACCCCAAGGCCUCAGAUCUCGACAACAACAAUACACACAACAGCAAUAUUUACGACUGAACUAUCUACAACAGAAAGUCCCACAACAGAAUUAGAACUACAAACGACAGAACUGCCAACAACCGAAUAUUCUACAACGGAACUUCCUACAACAAAACAAAUGACAACAGAACUAAUAUCUACAACACAAUCACCUACAACGGAAACUCCCACAACAGAACUAUCUACAACAGAAGGUGCCACAACACAAAUGCCAACAACGGAUUCUCCUACAACGGAAUUAGCUACAACACAAACGGAAACAACGUUGGUUUCAACUUCUGUAGCCUCAACAACGAACGCAACGAACACGACAGAUCCUUUACCUCCGAUCUCUGGAAUGGAAACCGUGAAGUUGCUCCAGAGCGCCGAACAGCGGUCAAUUAAAAUCGCUCUCAGCAGUACAUCGCAGGUACCGGAUUCGGGGAACCCCCGGGUGGAAAUACAGAUUCGCAGAUCCACAGCCAAAGAGAGCUCGUCGUAUAACGAGACCGUUCCUUUCAUACAAUUCAGCCAAACCAACUUAAACCGGUUAAAACCAGUUGGAAUAAAUGACACCGAGACAUUCAUUACCGUUUCAAGCCAAAUAAAGGAAGACAAAGCGAACUUGCAGUUUCUUCUCGAAGCUUCUCCACCAAGUUCGAACCUACACACCACCAACCAUGUAAUAGACAACCCAACCAUUAUAACGAUCACAGCGCUUACUCUACAAGCUUCGUUAUUGCAAGCAGCAGUCGAAUUUAACUUUAACCUUUCAAAGGACGAUACGGCACGAACAGUGUACCGGCCGGAGAUAGCACCCAGUGCGUUCUCUGGGACUCGAAACACUAAACGUGUGGAAUAUAACUGUAGAUACAUUGAUUAUAAAACCGGCGCAUUCUCGGAGCUUGGCUGUCAUAACCAGCCAUCAAUACUGAUGAAUUAUCACCAAUGUUCGUGCAACCAUUCGACUCCGUUCGCUGUUUUAUUGUCUGUGACGUCAUACAAGGUGCCCGGCGCUGUGAAGAUAAUAUCGUUCGUCACCGAAGCAAUGUCGGUCAUUUGUUUGUUCGUAACUCUUGUCAUUCUAUGUGUUGCGAAAAAGAAGAUUCGUAGCGACCGAACCAUCGUUCAGAUUAAUUUAACGAUUGCUCUCUUGUUGCUCCAUAUAUUCACACUGCUUCAUGACGCGGUAAUGUUCAACUUCAGACUUUGUGAAAUGGCGGCAAUUCUCAUUCAUCUGUUUCUACUCGCAUCAGCGAUGUGGGGAUUAAUUGAAGGCGUGACGUUGGUUUGGAAAACACUCGAGAAUGGAAGUUUGCAUAAACUAUGCGCGUGGCAGAUCACCGCUAGGAGCGCUAUAGGGUGGGGGACGCCGUGUCUCAUCGUUAUCAUAGCUGUUGCUAUCGGAUUUUCAAUGGGAUCAUAUAUGGAGGACAACCCCGAUUAUUUGAUUGACCCUCUUGCAAGGAGGUAUAACCGAUGCACAGUGAAGCCGGGAUCCGGGGUCAUGAUCGGGGCCCUCGUGAUACCUGUCGCAACUAUUCUUUUGAUAAACUUUGUAAUCGUGAUGAGGAUGGCGUACUUCGUGUAUAUGAUGAGUAAAAGAACCGAGGAGAUGAAACCGAGUAAUAAUACUCGGGGGAACACUGCGGCCAUGGAUGGGGCGACCUUAACACAUACAGUUGCUGCGUUCAAGGCAAUGUUCGUGCUUUUCCCGAUACUCGGAAUACCGUGGAUAGUUGGGUUCCUCGUGGGCAUUGAGCACAUUGAAGUGUCCAUCACAUUCAUGUACAUAAGUAGCAUUUUGAACGGUCUGCAGGGAGUUUUCGUGUUUCUCUUGUACUGUGUGUUCAGUUCAGACGUGCGUGCGGCGUUAAAGAACGAAUAUAACAAAGCACAAGCUCAGAGCCAAUUCCGACAAGAACGCAGUGUAUUUUCACAAGGCGAUGACUCGAAGACGAAAUUCAAACUAACUGUUUCGUCUCUUAACCCGAUACGGUCCAGAAAAUCGAGCGAAAUAACAAAAACUGGUACCAUGUCGGUUAAGAAGAAGCCGGAUAAAACUGACAACUUGGUUCUUGGGAUGCAUAUAUCAGUGCAAGGGACUUACAGAAGACGGAAUUUUGAUUAAAGAUAUUUGCUUUUGUACGUCAUAUUUCGGAAUGAAAACACCAUAUGCAAUG
Messenger RNA from Ciona intestinalis (vase tunicate), 2917 nucleotides. The record is from RefSeq and is a predicted model, not a curated record. NCBI's taxonomy places the organism in Eukaryota, Metazoa, Chordata, Ascidiacea, Phlebobranchia, Cionidae.